This is a messenger RNA of Priapulus caudatus, 1218 nucleotides long. RefSeq names its product A disintegrin and metalloproteinase with thrombospondin motifs 20-like. The coding region runs from base 1 to 1218 and encodes 405 amino acids. Gene Ontology annotation, cellular component: extracellular matrix. Gene Ontology annotation, molecular function: metalloendopeptidase activity. The transcript is spliced from 7 exons. Gene Ontology annotation, biological process: extracellular matrix organization. NCBI's taxonomy places the organism in Eukaryota, Metazoa, Priapulida, Priapulimorpha, Priapulimorphida, Priapulidae. The record is from RefSeq and is a predicted model, not a curated record.
AUGUCCAGCUGGGAGACGGAGUCAAACAAGACGGCUGAGCUGAUUGAGGAUAAGCACUGUGCAGGACUCGACAAACCUCACGAGACGAUCGACUGCAAGGGGCCGUGCUACAACAUACACUGGCAGUACACGGACUGGUCGCAGUGCUCGGUGUCAUGUGGCGGCGGCGAACGCUACCGUAGCGCCAUCUGUGUCGACGGGGAGGGACAGACGACCGCAGACAGCUACUGCAACCGCAAGGAGCUCCCCCUGACGGUGGAACGCUGCAACCAGGGCGUCUGUCCCGUGUGGGUGCUCGGUGACUGGGAGAGUUGUUCGGUGACGUGUGGUGCGGGACAUCAGCGCCGCGCUGUCUGGUGUCAGGGUGGCGACGGUCAGCGCAUGUACCCGGCGUCCUGCGCCAACGCCACCAGCGAGCAGACGACAUCGCGACGAUGCGAGCUAACAGCGUGCCCGGACUGGGACACAGGCGCCUGGGGACAGUGCUCCGUGUCGUGUGGCAGUGGCACGGAGAUGCGUGCGGUGCGAUGCCGCUCUGCGACUGGCGACAUGGUGCAGGAGGCUGCGUGCAGUGCCCCCACGCGGCCGCCCGCGCAACGCGAGUGCUCGCGUGAUGACUGCGUGACGCCGCCGCCACCGCUGCCCGUCGCCUCCCCGCUCGUGCAGGACCUACCACCGCCGUUGCGCGACAAUGAUGAUGACAGGCCUGCCAUCUGGGGGCGCACGCACGACAACCGCUCGCAGCUGCCGGCGGCGGGCGGCCAGCAGGGGGCGCCGCGGUACCCGCAGGACGAGCGCGUCAGCUCUGAGCUCGACGAGCCAGCGAUACCGGACGGCGGCACGCACUUUACAGAUCAGUCCGGCCACGAGACCGUCUACCCGCACCGGCCGUGGGUGCCGCAUGCGCGCAUUGCCAUGACGACGACCACCGUGGCGCCGCCACUCGACGACGAUGGCGGCGAUGACACGGGCGGCAGUAAAUUCAUGUGGAGAACGGGAGCGUGGACACCGGUGUUUCGACGACUGUGUGGCUCCGGGUGCCGCGGCGUGUCGCCGGUGCUGUGUGAGCACGAGCGGCAGGAGGCUCAGCCUUCACUGCGACAGCCUCACAGCCGGCCUACACCGACAGCUGCAACAGCGGGCGCCCGGCCCGACUGGCGGUCAAGGAUUGGGGAUCAGUACGUCCACCCUGCUUUCACCAUCGUGCCGAUGUCGUAA